CAAGUGUCAAGAUCCACUCGAUUAAACGUUAUCACAUCGUGUGAAUUAAAACUGGUUGAUCGCCUCCAAUACUAAGCAUUUCGAUCUGCGAUGUUUAACGUCGUAGGAGGUUGUUUGAACGGCGCCGCCGCCAGCUCUGUCGGUCAGUGGGUGGCAUAAUCAAUAGACGUCGUCGAGUCGGAAGUGUCGGGAGCGGUUGUGUGUGUGGAGUGAAUGCGAGGCGAUAUUUCUCCGAGGAGAUCAUGCAGCCGCCGCCGAGAAAGGGUAAUUACGCCAAAUUCCUCAAAAACCUCCACACGGAGCAGAUCAACAAACUCGCGCUUAAGAACCAGCACGAGUGCGACCUGCUUGAGGACAUUAGGAACUUUACAAUCAGGAAAUCCGCUCUAGAGAAAACUCACUCCGAAGACUUGCUUAAGCUGACCUCGCAGUUCCUCAACAAGAAAGCACCUAAUAUUCCUGAUAUCAAAAUCGAAGGCAGCGAAGAGAAAUGGAACAUGUGGAACGUUUGGCGAACAGUUUUAGAAGAAAACGAAAAACUGGCACGGGCCAGACUAGCAGCCGUCGAGGUUUUUCAACAGCAGAUAGCAGACGACGCGAAAAUUUUAAGGGUGCAUAAGCUACAAGCGGCGAAAAAAUGUUUGGACCAGUUAGCUAUCGUACAGAAGGAAUUGCAAGGGUGUGUACAAGAAGUGGACAAGACGAAAAAAAUGUAUUUCGAUGAGGAACACAGCGCUCAUGGGGUCAGAGACAAGGCGAGAGACAUCGAAGAAAAACUUAAGAAGAAGAAGGGCGGUUUCUUCACCUCCAUCACCUCGUUGCAGAAAAACAGUGCAAAAUACUCGACAAAACGCGACCAACUCGACGAGAAAUCGACGGGCGCCCGCAACGACUACCUUCUGUGCCUGGCGGCGGCGAACGCCCAUCAAACUCGCUAUUUCGUCGUCGAUUUGCAACAAUGUAUGUCGACGAUGGAAAGCAACGUCUAUGAAAAAGUCGCCGAAUAUCUCUUUCUAAUGGGUCGUACUGAACUUCUCACCUGUUCGGCGAUGCAAAAUUCCUUUACGAUUAUCAGAGAUCAAGCCAAACAACUAACAAGAGAUUACAACAUUCAGUGCUGUUAUUUGUACUAUCCUGUUCUCAAACAACACAUACAGUACCCCUUUGAACCGUGCGAUAACGACCCCAUUGAAACAAUCACGGCGGAGCAUGACUCGGCCGCCGCCACCUUGAGCAAAGAGGCGAGGAGAUGGGCCACGAGGAUAGCGAGGGAGAAUAAUGUCAUCAGGGAGAGCACGAGGAAGUUGCAGAUUUACAGCGCGCUCAGAGAGUCAGGACAAAAGGUGGAUCCCAACGACCAGAACGGCCCCGAUCUCGAAACGAAAAUCGAAGAGAUGAAACAGAAUAUUCGAAAAGCGGAAACGGCGAAAUCCAAAGCGGAAGCUCGGAUAGAGGCACUUCGCGAGGGCGGCGUCAACGUCGACGAGUGGCUGCAGGAGGCCGAGUCGCUCAACGUCCAGGAUAUUCAACGAUCGACAAGCUCAUUAUCGGACCACCCCAGCUCGGACUCGUUCUAUGACAGCGACUUCGCCGAGGGCGAGACCGCCGCCCCCCAAGCCGACAAACAACAAGAUAUAGACAGUGAAGGAAGUCAACACGACCAAUUUGAAAAUGCAGAGGUCGACGGUGAGUGGGCAAUGCUCGAACAAGAGAGACAGAGGAUUGAACAGUUGACUGCCGGAUGGGACGACCCCACUCAAAUCGAUUGGGGUACGGGGGAGACAGAAACAGAAAGCGAGAUUCGCCGAGAGUCGACCCCUUCUAUCCCCUUGCUCAAGUGUACGGCACUCUAUUCUUACACAGCACAAAACCCGGACGAGUUGACGAUCGUCGAAAACGAACAACUGGAAGUGGUAGGUGAAGGUGAUGGUGAUGGGUGGUUACGAGCGCGCAAUUACAAAGGCGAGGAAGGAUACGUACCACAUAAUUACCUGGACGUGGAGCGAGAACAGACGGCGACGACGCCAGGACUAGUCAAUCAAAUAUCAUUUUCAUCGGUAGACUACACCGUAGAUAACGAGGAGGAAGUGCAAGCACCGUCAGAGACGACAAAUCAGUCGCCAGAACAAGUCUCAGUCAUUUCACUGCAAGCCACCGUCCCAGACCCACCUGCAGCAUCCUACUGCAUUGCCCUCUACGAUUAUGACGGCGAAGGUGGCGAAGAACUCACUUUCGAAGAGGGUCAAAUAAUCAAAGUUUUGAGUAAAUGUGCACAUAGUGUCGAUGAUGGAUGGUGGAAGGGAGAACUGGAAGGUCGAAUCGGAAACUUUCCUUCAUUGGUGGUGGAAGAAUGCGACGAAUUCGGAGAACCAUUGACGAAUCAGUGGGACGAAACACCACCCCAGUCUGCACCACCCGUUUUCACACCACCUGAUGUCCCCAAUUUUUUAGUAGCAGCUGAAGUGGUUAUCACACAACCAACACCGUCUGUGGAACACCCCCAAGAACCACCAUCGGCUCUUAAAACCAAAGCUGGUUCAGCCUCUCCCGAGGGAAGCUUCUCCAUGGAGAUGUCCCGCAACCAACACCAACAAUACGGAAGUCAAUUUCAAGGACAAAUUCCGACGAUCGACGUUCCGAGCGUCGAAAUCGUUGGUGAGGAUGAUCAAGCCGGUCCUGAAUCCGACCCACAACAGGACGAUUUAGGCCUCGGCGUGGCCCAAAUCGUAAUAACCGCCGCCACGCCCAUGAUGGAAGAACCCGAACACCCAUUUCCACCCCCUGAAGACCCACCUGUCAACCAUCGCGAGGAAACCGCCCCCAUACCUGAAGAGGACGAGGAGGAGACACCGGUGGCGGCCGAACCCGACGGCGAUUCGACGCCGUUUGUCGUCAGUAGUAGCACGGGCAGCGAUGGUGAGACGACGGGGCCUAGCACCGCCGAAAAUUCGGUGAGUCAUGUGGUCAGCGAACCCAAACAGGUGGUCGGCGGCAGGGCUAGCAUCCCCGACGAACUUGAGCCCCAUCAGCUGGCCCGACUACAAGAUCUCAAAGAGUCCAACGCCUAGAAGACUAUAUUAGCUGCUUCAAUACGCAUCCGUGAACGAUCUUGAGUGUUGUUGAAUCGCGCGUAUAUUUGUACCUAAUUUGUUAUUUGUUAGAACAUAUGAGGAUAUUUUCACUUUAGACAUGUAAGUAGUUGGGAUUGGUAGGUUGUCGGUUGAAUUGGUUACAGUUGUUGGUUGGACGAUAUACAGGGUGUGCGGGAAAAACGUUGAAACGUUUUUGGGGGAGGUUCCCUAGAUCAAAAUAAGAAAAAAGUUCCUCUGUCUUUGCUGGACACCCUGUAUAUAUGCGUAGUUUGUUUCGGUAUUGAUGUCACAAUUUAUUUCUAACAUCAGUACACCUAGACCAGAACUCUGACUCAACUUUUCGUCUUCCCCACCACCAUAGUCAAAGAAGGGUUAGUUUUCCCACAUUGGUUGCCUUAUUUUUGAUUUGUCGGAAGUUCUGGUCCGAUUGGCACGAAACGUCUAAAGUGUUUUCCAUUGCUUAUCGUGACAAUCUAAUCAGCUUCGUAAACUCCAAUUUCGGGCGGUUUUCCAGUUGGGAAAUGUUGGGAAAGCGUCCGUCGACAAAAUGACGCCAAUGAUUGAUAUUUUGCUGAUACAAAGUUCCACUCAAGUCAAUUCAGUUUUGUAUUUCGCAAUAAUGUACUCGCAUCAUCAUAUUGUCGCACCAAGCGUAGGUCUAGUCUCCUCAACUAGGGCGCUGCUAGAGUAGCUAAGAUUAAAUGACUGAUUUAUAUUUAAGUAAAUAAGUGAAUCUACGCACUAUUAUUGUGGUGUGUGUUUCGUGUAUAGUGAUUAAAUUAAAAAAAAAAAACAAGCGUUGUUGCCUAAAAUUAAACAUUUUAGAUGUUUCUGCAAUUUUUAGAAAAAGGGACGAGUGGUUUUGGUUUGUUAGUUGGCAAUAAUAUAAACCGCAGGUACCGAUACAUGUUAUUCCUACAGAAAUGACUCUUCUGAUAUUAUUUGUAUUUUCUUUAAGGGUUUUGUGUAUCAUGCAAUGUUCCAUCAUGUUUUAGCAAUAAAUGGAUUUUAGUUUGUA
Molecule: messenger RNA, 4110 nt
Organism: Tribolium madens (black flour beetle)
Lineage: Eukaryota; Metazoa; Arthropoda; Insecta; Coleoptera; Tenebrionidae
Product: protein nervous wreck
Exons: 14
Coding region: 243-3068 (941 amino acids)
Biological process (GO): neuromuscular synaptic transmission; regulation of actin filament polymerization
Cellular component (GO): recycling endosome; neuromuscular junction
Molecular function (GO): protein binding
Source: RefSeq, a predicted model, not a curated record